GCAAUAAAGGCGAUUAACGGCAAAGAGAAAGCUCACUAUCCCAACGGUCGCCAAGGAAGGACUUGAAAUUUGAAACCUAAAAUUUCCUCCGAACCCCAACCUCAGUACCAAGAGAAAGGAAAUAAGAAGUAAAGAACACUUUAGACAAGGAAUUACUACCAAGUAUCAACGAAUUCCUCCAUUCUCUCUGCACCUUCAGCCUCUCCCCAGAUUUUGCGAAUUCAAAAUGGAAGAUCUUCAAUUCAGCACCUUCAACGGAGUUACGGAAGCGAUGCCCGCCGAGCCUUCCUGUUUCUCUGAGUUUGGGGAAGACGUGAGAUUGCGGCGAGAUCCCGAAGAUUCUGCUGUACCCGAUGAAGCUGGGGAAUCUUUGUUCGAUUCUAUGCUUUGCGACUCCAAUUCACGGCUUGUCCCUUCUGGGUUUUCAAGCUCGAGCUGCACAGAACCAGAUGGAGUUUUGAGGUUUGUAAAUAGUGGGCAUGAGACGACAGUUGAAGCAAGCUCCACACUCAAAUUUAUGGGCGACUCUUCUUUUAAUGGAGGGACUGUGCUACGGACUGAUGAGGAUAUAACGGAUGCUGGGGAUUUUCCAUUUCUCUACCAGUCUGCGAGGUUCGGAAACUUCUGUUACCAGUUUCAUGGUCUUCCUCGAGGAGAUUGUUUCGUCGAUCUUCACUUCGCUGAGAUUAUAUACACCAAUGGCCCUAAAGGAAUACGAGUGUUCGAUGUAUUGAUACAGGAAGACAAGGUCUUAUCAGAAUUCGAUAUCUUCUCUGUUGUUGGAGCAAAUAAGCCUCUGCAAUUGGUUGGUGUGAGGGUCUCAGUGAAGGAAGAUGGAGAACUUGUAGUGAGAUUUCAAGGGAUUAAUGGAAGUCCUGUUGUGAAUGCAAUCUGCAUAAGGAAAGCACCUGAAGGGGCAGCACCUCAGCAGCCAAAGGAGUACCUUAGGUGCAACCAUUGUGCUUCAGAGAUCGAAGUUUCUUCAGCUGAGAAACGGCUCAUGAGGACUAAGGCUACAGAUAAGUAUGAGAAGAAGAUACAACAGCUCACUACUGACUGCCAGCGCAAGGCAAAUGAAUGCCAUGAGGCUUGGAUGUCAUUAACUGCUGCUAAUGAGCAGCUGGAGAAAGUCAGGAUGGAACUUGAUAACAAAACCUUUCAGGCCCGUUCUUUAGAUCAAACGGUGGGGGAACAAGCUGAGAAUUUAAGGAACAUUGCUACCAUGUAUGACCAACAUAAGAAGAGCUGGACAGCGGCAAUCAACAAUAUGCGAGAGAAAAUCAGGAUUAUGAAAGAAGAGCACAUUAGGCUUUCUCGUGAUGCACAUAGUUGUAUUGAGUCCAUACCCGAGUUAAAUAACAUGGUGGCUGGAGUUCAAGCAUUAGUUGCUCAAUGUGAGGAUCUAAAACUGAAGUAUAGUGAAGAACAAGCAAAAAGGAAGCAGUUGUAUAACCAAAUACAAGAGACUAAAGGUACCUCUUGUCUUGUUCCUAAGUUUCCCAGAGAAUCACAUUAUGCAAUCCUUUUUAGUAGAUUAUUAUUGUAAGGCAUGUAUAUUUUCAGGUAACAUCCGAGUUUUUUGCCGGUGUCGCCCAUUAAGUAGGGAAGAAUCCUCAAAUGGGUGUGCAACAGUUGUUGACUUCGAUGCAGCAAAGGAUGGAGAUCUUGGGGUUCUCACAGGUGGUUCCAACAAAAGGACUUUCAAGUUUGACAGGGUUUACACCCCUAAAGAUGGUCAAGUUGAUGUCUUUGCCGAUGCGUCACCAUUGGUCGUCUCGGUGCUGGAUGGGUACAACGUUUGCAUAUUUGCAUAUGGACAGACAGGGACAGGAAAGACAUUUACAAUGGAGGGGCCUGAGCACAAUAGGGGUGUCAAUUAUAGGACCCUUGAGCAAUUGUUCUCAGUUGCCCGAGAAAGGAGUGAUGCUUUCACUUACAACCUUUCUGUCAGUGUCCUUGAAGUCUAUAAUGAGCAAAUUAGAGAUCUCUUGGCCACAUCACCAGCAUCAAAGAAGUUGGAGAUCAAACAAACUUCUGAAGGUUCUCAUCAUGUACCAGGGAUUGUUGAAGCAAAAGUCGAUAACAUCAAUGAUGUUUGGAGUGUGCUGCAGGCUGGAAGCAAUGCUAGAGCUGUUGGAUCGAAUAACGUCAACGAACAUAGCAGCCGCUCUCACUGUAUUCUAUGCAUCAUGGUGAAGACGAAGAAUCUGAUGAAUGGUGAGUGCACGAAAAGCAAGCUUUGGCUUGUAGAUUUGGCGGGAAGUGAACGUUUGGCUAAAACUGAUGCCCAAGGAGAACGACUUAAGGAAGCACAAAACAUUAAUAAAUCACUUUCUGCUCUUGGAGACGUUAUUUAUGCUUUGGCAACAAAGAGUAGUCACAUCCCAUACAGAAACUCCAAGCUGACACAUUUACUCCAGGACUCAUUAGGAGGUGAUUCCAAAACCUUGAUGUUUGUGCAAAUUAGCCCUUCCGAGCAUGACUUGAGUGAAACUCUAAGCUCGUUGAAUUUCGCAACUCGAGUUAGAGGGGUUGAGUUGGGCCAUGCAAGGAAGCAAAUAGAUACAAGUGAGCUUCAAAGAGUGAAAGCAUUGCUGGAGAAAGCAAGGCAAGAAUCUAGAUCAAAAGAUGAGUCAGUAAGGAAACUUGAAGAGAACUUGCAGAACCUGGAGAAUAAGACCAGGGGUAAAGACCAUGUUUACAAAAGCCAGCAAGAGAAGAUCAGAGAACUCGAGGGACAGCUUGAACAAAAGACUGCUAUGCAUGGCCAGUCAGAGAAACAGGUAUCUCAACUUUCAGAAAGACUUAAAGGGAGGGAAGAAAUAUGCAAUGAACUACAACAGAAGAUUAAGGAAUUGGAGAGCAAGCUGAAACAAAGAGAGCUAUCAGACCAUGAAACAUUUCAACAGAAGAUCAAGGAAUUGGAGAACAAGCUGAAACACAGAGAGGUAUCAGACCAUGAAAGUUUUAAGCAGAAGGUCAAUGAACUUGAGAAGAAGAUGAAAGAGCAAACCGAAGAGUCAGACUCUCGAUCCCUCACUCUUCAACUUAAGAUUAAGGAGCUAGAAUGUAGACUACAUGAACAGGAUCAAAACUCGGAGACUUUGGGGCUUCACCAAAAGAUUAAGGAACUAGAAGAAAAACUGAGAGAGCAGGAGCUGAUUUUGAAGCAAAAUAGGGGAACUAGCAGCAGCAAUGCAGUAGAUUGUGUUAGGGCUACUCCAACAGAACGAAAAGCUUCUGGAAGAGAUGAUGAACGAAUGAUGACUGAUGCUGUUGAGGCUCACAUCUUGAAGAGCUCAAACUCAAUCAACCGGCCCUCAACUCACGGGCACAACAUGGUGGCAAAAGACAACAACCUCCUCCAUGAUGCGCGAAAGAAAAGACAUUCUAGAAGUGGGGAAACAGAGAAUAACAGCAUGCAAGCAUGCUUCAAUGAUUACAGAGGUAGGAAGUCUGACCCUCCAAAGAUUGCAAGAGUUACCAGACCAAUGACAACGAUGAUGACAAGGCCCCCAGUCAUAGGCGGGACUACUAGUGGCCAAGUGGGGUUGACCCACAAGAGAACAAUCAACAGAGAACCAACAACAGCAGGACAUGCAGCAGCAGUCAAGAAAAGGGGUGAUGCAAAGAAAAAUGUUUGGUGCUAGACAACAAUGCGAUGUGCCGAUGUCAUUCAUUUGUUUCUUUCAAAUGUUUGUUUGUGUAUUAGGAUAUGUGUUAUAUGUACCGUUGCUUUGCCUUCCGGAAGUGCAGCACCUUUACUGUGCUGAAAGGGAAUGAAGAAAUGAUACAGCCACAGGCUAACACUGUAUUAUGCCAGUGAAUGGAAUGAGCGAAUCAUUGGGACUUUUGAAGCCUCGUGGUGAGUUUGUUCAAGUUUUUCAUUUUCCAGUCUGCCAUAAAACUGUAAGUUACAAUGCCAUUUACGUAGCGAUACCUUUGCACCAAGAAUGCUUGUAACCUUUCUAUUGUCCUGUCUGCCAUAAAUAUGGUUCUAUAUGCC
Molecule: messenger RNA, 4006 nt
Organism: Linum tenue
Lineage: Eukaryota; Viridiplantae; Streptophyta; Magnoliopsida; Malpighiales; Linaceae
Source: the annotation of a GenBank genome assembly